AUGGGCAGUGAGCAGAUUGGGCAAAUAGGACAUCCCACUUCAGAGACUAUUUCUCCCACCAAUGCCCAUCCUCAACAAUUCCAGUUUACGUUGGAUAACACCAUCCUAAGCCUGGAGCAGAGACAAUUUUAUGAAGAAAAUGGUUUUCUUGUCAUUAAAAAUCUGGUAUCUGAUGAGGAUAUUCAGCGCUUCCGGGAUGAGUUUGAGAAAAUCUGUAGGAAGGAGGUGAAGCCGGAUGGAUUGGUGGUGAUGAAGGAUGUGUCCAUUUCCAAGCUGCAACUUGCUCCAAGUGAGAAGGUGGUCUCGAAGAUUCAGGACUUCCAGGAAGACCAGGAACUGUUCCGAUACUGCGAGCUUCCCCAGAUCCUGAAAUACGUGGAGUGUUUCGCUGGACCCAAUAUUAUGGCUAUGCACUCAAUGCUAAUAAACAAACCUCCUGAUUAUCAAUUCUGCAUCCUGAUUUCCAGAGAGAUGGAUUAA
Perognathus longimembris pacificus (Pacific pocket mouse) is the source of this 480-nucleotide messenger RNA. RefSeq names its product phytanoyl-CoA dioxygenase, peroxisomal-like. The transcript has 6 exons. The record is from RefSeq and is a predicted model, not a curated record. Bases 1 to 480 code for a protein of 159 amino acids. NCBI's taxonomy places the organism in Eukaryota, Metazoa, Chordata, Mammalia, Rodentia, Heteromyidae. Gene Ontology annotation, biological process: fatty acid alpha-oxidation. Gene Ontology annotation, molecular function: phytanoyl-CoA dioxygenase activity.